Vicia villosa (hairy vetch) is the source of this 1136-nucleotide messenger RNA. RefSeq names its product E3 ubiquitin-protein ligase AIRP2-like. The record is from RefSeq and is a predicted model, not a curated record. The coding region runs from base 155 to 910 and encodes 251 amino acids. The transcript has 5 exons. Gene Ontology annotation, biological process: protein ubiquitination. Lineage: Eukaryota; Viridiplantae; Streptophyta; Magnoliopsida; Fabales; Fabaceae. Gene Ontology annotation, molecular function: ubiquitin protein ligase activity.
AUAGAAUUAAUUACUCUACACCUAUAGAGAGAGAAAAAAAACAAAAAAAAAACAAAACAAAACAUGAAAAUUGUUGUUGUCUUUUGAUCGAAACAACAAAGUACUACCGUUCUGUUUUGGUUUGACAAUAAUCUGGGAGAGAGUACGAGGAGAUAUGUACAUAAGUGGCGGUUCUUCUUCCAUGGGAAGGUCUUUCAAGGAAUCUCUUAAACUUCUUGAAGCUGAUAUUCAUCACGCAAAUACCUUAGCAUCGGAUUUUCCUAGAGAAUACGAUGGUGCGUGCCUUCAGAUGAGAAUGUCAUACAGUCCUGCAGCACACUUGUUUCUGUUUCUGGUACAAUGGACAGAUUGCAAUCUUGCUGGAGCUCUUGGAUUGUUAAGAAUCCUAAUUUACAAGGUGUAUGUAGAUGGGACAACUACCAUGUCAACACAUGAAAGAAAAGCAAGUAUUAGGGAAUUCUAUGCGGUCAUAUAUCCGUCUUUAAUACAACUUGAAAGAGGUGUCACUGAUGCGGAAGAUAAAAAGCAGAAGGUUGUAUGCAUGGAACGGUAUCGUAGAAGAGACGACGAGGAGCAAAAGCAAUCCUCAGACAUAGACCUUGAAAGAGAAGAAGAGUGUGGAAUAUGUAUGGAGAUGAAUAAUAAGAUUGUAUUGCCCAACUGCAACCAUGCCAUGUGCCUCAAAUGUUACCAUGAAUGGAGAGCAAGAUCACAGUCAUGCCCCUUUUGUCGUGACAGUCUUAAAAGAGUGAACUCGGGCGAUCUCUGGGUAUUCACCGAUAGUAGAGACAUAGUAGACAUGGAAACAGUGACAAGGGAGAAUCUCAGAAGGCUUUUCAUGUACAUAGAUAAGUUACCUUUGAUCAUUCCAGAUUCUCUUUUUGACCCUUAUGACUCUCACUUAAGAUAAAGGGGUUCUGUGUUAUAGUCACAUAAACUUUGAAUGUAGUGAUUUGGUGAAAUUAGUUUAUAGAGUUGCAGUUCGUUCUUCCACGUCUUCCACAAGUAUCGAGCCUUGAGUUUGCGAUUGGUUGGUGAAGUUGAGAUGGUAAAUUGUAUGUAGCACAUUUGUAUAUCUUUGUACAGAUUGAAUUACUUUUUUUUUUUGAAUAACAAAAGUUUGGACCAUUUAUCGA